AUGUCGCCGAAACCUCGACUCGAAGGUAAAGUCGCCAUCAUCACCGGUGGGGCUUCUGGCUUCGGUUGGGGAAUAGCAACCAAGUUCGUUCAAGAAGGCGCAAAAGUCAUAAUUGCCGACUUGUCAGCGGAGUCAGGCCAGAAGGUUGCUGAUGAACUAGACUGUCAUUUUGAGGUGGCCGAUGUCACAAGGAAAGAUCAUUGGGACAGAUUGCUGCAUCGUACUCGUGAUAUUUUCGGGCAACUUGACAUUGUUGUAAAUAAUGCCGGAGCAACAUACGCCAACAAAGCUACCGAAGAUGUCACUGAGGAAGACUUCGACCUUGUCAUGAACGUCAAUGUCAAAUCCAUCUAUAUUUCGACCAACGUCAUCCUGCCAUACUUUCUCUCAACGAAGAGACCUGGUUGCUUCAUCCAAAUUGCUUCAACUGCUGGUGUACGACCACGGCCCCGUCUGACAUGGUAUAACGCUAGCAAGGCAGCAGUUAUCAAUGCCACAAAGACUAUGGCAGUCGAGUAUGGCCCCCACAGCAUCAGAUUCAACUCUAUCUCACCUGUAGUGGGCUCGACGGGCAUGACACACCUCUUUCUAGGGAAACCAGAUACUGAGGAAAACCGCAAGGCUUUCGUGUCUGUUGUUCCGCUUGGCAGAGGCUCUACACCCGAAGAUGUUGCCAAUGCGUCAUGUUAUCUAGCUAGUGACGAGGCGUCUUUCAUUACAGGUGUCAAUAUUGAAGUAGAUGGCGGAAGAUGUGUAUAA
Molecule: messenger RNA, 759 nt
Organism: Truncatella angustata
Lineage: Eukaryota; Fungi; Ascomycota; Sordariomycetes; Amphisphaeriales; Sporocadaceae
Product: 3-oxoacyl-reductase
Exons: 3
Coding region: 1-759 (252 amino acids)
Source: RefSeq, a predicted model, not a curated record